AUGCGUAAAAACAAAUGCUACUUAAAAACUAAACUAAAACCAGGUACCAACCAAACCUACAAAGGUAGUCCCCCGGAUAAAGCCUGGAUAGACGCGGCGUCGAUCGUCAAAAUCACUUGGUACGGUCUUAGAACUGGGGAGAACCUAUACCUCUUAGCCGAUCUCUGUGGAGGACUCCAUAGAGAACCGGCUAAAUCUGGUCUUAGAUCGGCCAUUCUAGCUGCAUUCAAAAUUCUAGCUGCAUUGUUCCCCAGGAGUAUCCACCCCGUUGGCAGAAAUAGGUUGGUAUUCUAA
Arctia plantaginis is the source of this 294-nucleotide messenger RNA. NCBI's taxonomy places the organism in Eukaryota, Metazoa, Arthropoda, Insecta, Lepidoptera, Erebidae. The record is from the annotation of a GenBank genome assembly.